Molecule: messenger RNA, 459 nt
Organism: Schistosoma margrebowiei
Lineage: Eukaryota; Metazoa; Platyhelminthes; Trematoda; Strigeidida; Schistosomatidae
Source: the annotation of a GenBank genome assembly
AUGCGUAAAUAUCAUCAUUAUAAUUUAUUUAAAUCUAAAAAGUAUAUAUCAAUCUUUACCAUUUAUGUAAUAUGUAAUAUAUUAUACAUAAAUGGUGAAUUAUUAGAUGAUUCAUCAUUAUUAAUUGACUUUCCAUGUGGUCCACAUCCAAUUGAUAUGUUUCUAUCAAAAUUAUUUGAUUAUUUAGAAAAACAAGAAACACCAAUUAUGGAAACAUCAAAUGAAACUGAUGAAAAAUUACAUAUUAAAAUGAUAUAUGCUAAAUUAUUAUAUGCAUUUACACCAAUGCCUAAAAGUAGUUAUUAUGUAUACAAUGAAAUUAUGCGAUCAAUUAAUAGUUGGAAUGAAUGUAUGAGUAAACAGCCAAGAUUGAAGAAAUGGUUAAAACGUAGAAAUUUCCUUCAAAAUGUCAAUACUAUUGUACGUCCAAAUACGGAUAAGUUAAAUUUUAAACAGUAA